Molecule: messenger RNA, 2085 nt
Organism: Closterium sp. NIES-67
Lineage: Eukaryota; Viridiplantae; Streptophyta; Zygnematophyceae; Desmidiales; Closteriaceae
Source: the annotation of a GenBank genome assembly
UCCACGGCAACCAUUAACUCUUUUCAUAUGUACUAGUUUAGUUCGACUCAGAAGAAAACGAUCGCCGGUUUCGCCACCAUUCCCUGCAUGUCCUCCCAACCAUGAAUCUCCCCGGCGAGAUCGAGGAAUUCCUCUCUCGCUUCCUCGGCUACGAAGGAUUUCGCUUUCAUCUGCGACGUUACCUGCUCUUCGCCACGCUUUUCGCGCUCGUCGUCGUCGGCUACGUCUCGUCCGUUGCACAUCAUAGCGCGAAUCUCACCGCCAGAUACGGUUUCAACCCCGACGAUCGGCAAAUCACGCCACUAAUCCCGGAAAAUGACACGAGAAGCGGCACGUCUUCACAAGAAAUCCCUGUGGGGAAAUCCGGGGAGGGAGGAAGGCGAGUGGGGGAAACGGGGGGAGAGGAGCCGGACGAAUCAAGAAUAGGAGGGGAAGGAGGGUCGGAGAAAGAGGAAGGGGCAGCAGGGGAGUCAAGGACAGGGUCAGAGACAGCGGACAACAAUCAGGCAGGGGAAGGGGGAAGGGAGGAGGCAGGAACAGGGGACGGGGAAGGGGAAACGGGGAGGGAGGAGGCAGGAACAGGGGACGGUGAAGAGGAAAGGGGAGGGAAAGGGGAAGGAGCAGGGGCAGCAGCGUCAGUGACAUCAAGAUCAGCAGCAGCAGCAGCAGCAGCAGGAGGAGGGGAGAAGGGCCGUGGGAAGUGCGCGGUGGAGAAGGGCGCGUGGGAGAGGGACGGCUCGUACCCCUUGUACUCCAGCACCUGCCCUUUCAUCGAGCCCCGGUUUGCCUGCAGCGGGAGGCCCUCUUCCGGCUUCGCCAAGUAUCGCUGGCAACCUGCCGGCUGCUCGCUGCCGCGGUUCGAUGCGGAGAAGCUUCUCAGCAGCUUCCGGGACAAGCGUGUUGUGUUCGCAGGCGAUGCUGUUGCAAAGCAGAUGUUCCUCUCUCUGCUCUGCCUUGUAUGGGCUCACACCUCCUCCUCUUCCUCCUCCUCCUCGCCUUCGUCGGCCAUGUAUCGAGUAGCACUGAAGUCUAUCGCCUCGAUUGGCCGUGCAACGAAGGUGGAAAAGGCGGCGAUCAAGUCAGCAGAUGCAUCAAUCUGGCGUUCAGCCGAGGGAAAUGUAACGUUCGUUUUCUUCCCCACGGAUUACCUGGUAACCACCAGCAGCAGCAGUAGUCGACGGGCAUCUCAGGUGCAAGUACUCCUGAAGCAGAUUGGUCCCUGGCACACCUAUGCCAAGCAGCAUGCGGAUCUCCUUGUGCUGCACGCAGCAGGAGCCUUCUCCGACAAUGCCUUCCUCCCUCCCAUUGCCACAGCAACGCCCUACGGCAACAGCAGUGAUGCCAGCAGCAGCAGCAGCCAGCCAGUUGUCUUUCUAGCUAGUGCCUCUCCUGCAGAUACCACGUCCAGCAAAGGCCAUUCGUCCCACGAUUCUCUAUCUGCCUUCCACACUGCUCUUCAGACUGUCAAUACCUGGGCUCAGAGCACCCCUCGACUGAAGAACAUUCCUGUGUUCUUCCUCGGGACUCCCGGCCACCAUUUCUCCUCCAGCAAAGACCCCACCUCUCCUCGCUAUAAGAACAUAUGGAAGGCCAAGUGGACUGGCAAGGGUACGUGUGACACAGUGAAGGUGCCUUUAGAGAAGCCUCACAGGGACAAAGAGAGGCAGGGGGUUAUCGACAGCGAACUGGCUAGCAAUGAUAGCAGCAGCAGCAGCAGCAUACUCUUGGAAGGGGUCAAUAUUUUGCCGAUUGGGCAGACUUCCGCUGCCCGUGCAGAUGCCCAUGUUAGCAAGUGGCAUGGUCACACUGGCAGCUCAAGACAAGAUUGCGUGAACUUUUGCCUGCCUGGCGUCCCGGAUAUUUGGAAUGAGUUUUUGCUUGAAAGGUUACACCCAUUGCUCUAAUGGUAAGGAGCUACCAGUUUCCCUCGUGCCAAUAGGCAUGCAUGUGAGAUGGUCAGGUCAAUUGACAAGUAUAUCCCAACACUAGAACAAGUCCUUCAUGUCAAACAUAUGUGUGUAUGUUUAGUAGACUACCUAGGGUCAUGCCAUAGAGAGUACAACCCACUAGCCAUAUACCCCUGUA